Messenger RNA from Clonostachys rhizophaga, 1815 nucleotides. NCBI's taxonomy places the organism in Eukaryota, Fungi, Ascomycota, Sordariomycetes, Hypocreales, Bionectriaceae. The record is from the annotation of a GenBank genome assembly.
AUGUCUCCUCUCAAGAGCAUCAGUGCAUUGAGCCGUGCCAAGGCUACAUUCAACAAGGGAAAGUCCAAGGAUGAACGAUUUGCUCAAUUUGAGAAUGAGGACGGCAACGUCUUUGAUGGCGAGCAUUAUGAUUCUUCAGACAAUGUCUUCGACGACGGGCGCCUUCCCACCGAGAGCCGUCUCAGAGGUGGAGAGCAUGUCGAGGAAGAUUCGCGCCUCAAGACCAUCGUCACAUGGACCAAUCGCAACGCGGCCAAGGAAGAGAGCAAUGAGGUGGAUGCUCAGGACAUUUACCCGUCCACUGCUUGUAUUUUUGUUGCCAACCUGGCCUCCAACGUAUCAGAUGAAGAACUUGAGGAGGAAGUCAUGGCCGUCUUUGAGAAGUUCGGCAAGGCAUUCGUCAAACUCCGCCGCGAUACCCGCAACAUGCCGUAUGCUUUCGUGCAAUACACUUCGGACAAUGAUGCUCAACGUGCUUUCGAGAAGGCACAAGGAAUCAAGAUCAGCGACCGUUGCUGCCGUGUCGAAAAGGCCAAGGCCAACUCUGUCUUUGCAGUGUCCAAGAGAUCCGGAGAGCCCAUCUCCGAGGAGGAAGCUGCACGCUUGCUCCGCCCUCUCGGGCAACUUUCUGAGGUUACUCCUCUGGACUAUGAGACUCAACGAAAGUUCAACUUGCCUCCAUCAAUCCGUAUCCAGUUCACUUUGUUUGACUCUGGACGGGACCCUGUCAGGGCCUUCAAGGACCACCGAUUCUUUCGAGUCACGUCGCUUGAGUUGAACAAGGCGCCUGCUUCGGCCAACUCCGUGAACGCCAAGAGAGAAUUGGUUAAUAAACGAUCGGUAUUCAUCGGGGAUUUGCCUCCCAACUCGUCGGAAGAGGAAAUCAGGGAGAUGGCUAUUGGCUGCGGCAAAGUCCUUGCUGUCAAGGUCCGAACUCGAUCAUAUGUUGGAAGUACAGAGGAGAUCUGCUUUGCUUUUGUCGAGUUCGAGUCUGUGGAAUCUGUGCAGGACAUGAUUGCGGCAUUUGAUGGAAUCGAACUCCGUGGUUACAAGCUGCGCCUGCAACAGCGCCAGUCUCGCACCGUCCUGUCUGCCGAGGACCCAUUGACGCCCACGCCGGGGCGAGGCCGACCCAGAGCUGCCAAUUCCACCCCAUCUUCAUCUCGGCACACUAUGCCCGAGUCCUGGAGAGGCAAGCAAGCCAGACAGCCCACCGACGAGCCUCUCAAGACCCCAUCUCGGGCUCCCACCCGUGUGUACCCUUCAUCUGAUCGGGCGCACACUGAAGGUCGCUGGGGACGCAUCCCAGGUGAUAGAGCCAACAUCUCGAUGGAGAGCUCCUCUGCCUCUGCCACACCCCAGACUACAAUGGCAGAAAACAUCAACGCCGCCCAUCAGGGUGCCUUGAUGAGGUACCUUGAGCAGACGUCUGAGCAAGCCAGUAUGCUUGCUCAAAUGAAUCACCUCACCCCACCAAGUGCCCAGCGAGCACUUGUUGCCGGUGCAACCCCGGGAGCUGCCAUGCCUUAUGGGAUGAACCCGUUCAUGAUGUCGCCUAUCAGUCCUCUGGCUUCAUUCCAGGCCCCUGCGUACAUGAACGCGGGUGGUGUGCCUGUACCCGGGCACUUUUAUGCAUCCCCAUUCGGAGGGUUUGACAUGCCUGGCUACAUGCCAUAUCCAUGCAUUCGACCUCAGGAGCCAGUCAUGACGGCUCCCAGCGGUGACGAAACUCCCACUCGAGGCCAUUACACUCGUAACCGGGGCGAGCCAUACUCCAACGGCUCCCCUUCUCACACAAAUCAGGGAGAGUAUUGA